Messenger RNA from Dictyostelium discoideum AX4, 1275 nucleotides. RefSeq lists its product as hypothetical. Lineage: Eukaryota; Evosea; Eumycetozoa; Dictyosteliales; Dictyosteliaceae. Bases 1 to 1275 code for a protein of 424 amino acids. The record is from RefSeq and is a predicted model, not a curated record. The transcript has a single exon.
AUGAUGAAUAUAAUAAGGAACUAUGUAGUUAAAAGGAGUGGUAAAAUUUUUAAAAAACCAAAUUACAGAAUUACAAUGGACCAAAUUGGUUUAAUGGAGAGUGUAUUUUUAACAAAGAAUGGUACACCAAGACAAAGUUAUAAAUUGGUUCCAGAUUCUAGUGGAAAGAUUAAAAUAGAUUGUAAACAUGCAGAUGAUGCAUUAAGAGGAUUGGAAGGUUAUAGUCAUGUUUGGGUAUUAUUUUGGUUUCAUAAAAACAAUGAAGAUUAUAAAAAAAAAAUUAAAACAAUUGACGAUAAAGAAUAUAACUUUAAUUAUUUUAGUAGUAGUGAUAAAAAUAAUAAUAAAAAAAAUAAAAAUAGUAAUAAUAAUAAUAAUAAUAAUAAUAAUGAUGAUGAUGAUGAAAAUAUAGAUACUGAAAAUAAUGAAAACAUUAUUGAAAUUAAAUCAACGAUUAAAGAAAGAUCACCACCAAGACAUGUUACAGUUAAACCACCAAGAUUAGGUAAAAGGAUAGGUGUAUUUUCAACACGUUCACCACAUAGAUAUAAUGAUAUUGGAUUAUCACUUUGUAAAAUUGAAAAGAUUGAAUAUGAUACAAUUUAUUUAAGUGGUGUUGAUAUUAUAAAUGGUACACCAAUUAUUGAUAUUAAACCCUAUAUACCUCAAUAUGACUCUAUACCAGACGCAAUCGUUCCAAAUUGGGUUCAACAACAAGAAACUGCUAUCAAUGAUAUUAAAUUCACUGAUAAUGCAAAUAAAGGUAUUGAAAUUUGUUUAAAUUCUGUUGGUUUUGGUUUAUUAGAUCAAGGUGAUGAAAUUAAUAAUAAUAAUAAUAAUAAUAAUAAUAAUAAUAAUAAUAAUAAUAAUAAUAAUAAUAAUAAUAAUAAUAAUAAUAAUAAUAAUAAUAAUAAUAAUAAUAAUAAUAAUAAUAAUAAUAAUAAUAAUAAUAAUAAUAAUAAUAAUAAUAAUAAUUUACAAGAAAAUCAAAUUGAAAAAAUUAAAAGAUUAAUUUCAAAUGUUUUAAUUAGUGAAGUUAGAUCAACUUUUAGGAAACUUAAAAAACCAGAUGAAAGAUGGGGAUUUUUUAUUGGUAAUUUAAAUAUUCAAGUUUAUAUGUCAAGCCCUGGUGUAAUGACAGUUUAUAAUGUUGAAGAUAAAAAUGUUUGGAUUGAUUUUCAAAGAACACAAUUAUCAUUAUCAGAAAUACCACAUGGUCCAAAAAUAUAUGAAAUAAAUGAUAAUGAAAACAAUGGAAAUAUUGGAAAUGAAUAG